ACCGAGCGGAGGCGGAGGCGGGGCUUAUCCACCGGGGAGGGGCGUGGCCUGGAACGUGUCCGGUGGGCGUGGCUUAUGGGGGUGCUUCCGGUGUGGCUGGCGGGGAGCGGAGCGCGGCUGCCGGCUCUUGAGGCACAUCUGGGGUUUUUGGUUCACAUGGCAGCAACAAACUCCACUCCACCUGGUUCUUUGGAUUUAAACCAGCCGGGAUUUUCAAAGGAGAUACUGGGGACUAAAUUGGAGGGCAAAUACCUCUGCUCUGAGUGCAAGAAUAUUCUGAGAAGGCCAUUUCAAGCUCAGUGUGGACACCGCUAUUGUUCUUACUGCCUGAAGAAACUUAUAAGCUCUGGGCCUCAGAAGUGUGCAGCCUGUAUUCAGGAAGGAAUAUAUGAAGAAGGAGUUUCUAUUUUAGAAACAAAUACGGCUUUCCCAGAUAACGCAGCUCGUCGAGAGGUGGAAAGUCUGCCGGCUGUCUGUAUUAACGAUGGCUGCCCAUGGAAAGGGACUAUUAAAGAAUAUGAGAGCUGCCAUGAAGGGGACUGCCCGUUCAUGCUGAUUGAGUGCCUGGCAUGUAAGGGAAUGAUCAAACUGAAUGAAAAGGAGCGCCAUUCGGAGCGGGAAUGCCCCGAGAGAAGCCUCAACUGCAAAUACUGCAAAUCGCUUUUCUACUUUCCUGACAUUAAGGCUCACGAUGAGAUCUGCCCUAAAUUUCCACUGAGUUGUGAGGGCUGUGGGAAGAAGAAGAUUCCAAGAGAGAAGUUUCAGGAGCAUGUGAAGACUUGUGGCAAAUGUAAAGUGCCUUGCAGAUUUCAGGUUGUCGGCUGCACUGAGAUGGUGGAAAAUGAAAAGCUGCUGGAGCACGAAAGUAAAUGUGUGGGGGAGCAUCUGUAUAUGUUGCUGGGCUUUGUGCUCAGCCUCAAGGCUGAGUCUAGAGACUUAAAGCACCACCCAGCCCUUGCGUCAGGGCAGGACAACGCCACGCGCUUAAGAACCAAUUCGCUGUGCUCUGAAUCAGAGCUCUCGGAGCCCUUAGAGCUGCAGGCAAGGUGCGAGGCCCUGGAGAGGAAGACGAUCACAUUUGAGAAUAUUGUGUGCGUGCUGAAUCGGGAAGUGGAAAGGGUGUCUCUGACAGCAGAGGCGUAUAGCCGGCAGCAUCGGCUGGAUCAGGAGAAAAUUGAAAUGCUCAGUAACAAGGUCCGGCAGCUGGAAAGGAGCAUUGGACUGAAAGAUCUGGCCAUGGCUGACAUGGAGCAAAAGAUCCGUGACAUGGAAGCUUCGACCUAUGAUGGCGUUUUCAUCUGGAAGAUUACAGACUUUGCCAGAAAACGUCAGGAGGCGAUAGCCGGACGCUGUCCUGCCAUCUUCUCUCCAGCCUUCUACACAAGCAAAUAUGGCUAUAGGAUGUGCCUGCGUGUGUACCUAAACGGGGACGGCACUGGACGGGGGACCCACUUGUCUCUGUUCUUUGUGGUGAUGAAAGGACCCAACGAUGCGCUUCUGCGAUGGCCCUUCAACCAGAAGGUGACCCUUAUGCUGCUGGAUCAGAAUAAUCGGGAGCACAUUAUCGACGCUUUCCGACCCGAUGUGACGUCAUCGUCCUUCCAGCGACCCGUCACCGAGAUGAACAUUGCCAGUGGCUGCCCGCUCUUCUGCCCAGUCUCCAAGAUGGAGGCCAAGAACUCUUACGUGCGUGACGACGCCAUCUUUAUUAAAGCCAUCGUAGAUCUCACGGGCCUCUAAAGCCUCCUCCCCACCAGGAGCAUUGAGCACAGUGCCAGCUGACCAGGGCUCACCCUCCCGGAGCUGCACCCUCAGCAUGCCCCGGAGCAGGGGCAAAGUCCAGACCUGGCCGCAUCCCUGAAGGGACCUGCUCCGCUCUGAGUGGAAAUGCAGUGUCUGAUGGGAACCCUCCCUUGGUGUCAAAACACCAGCUUCUCUAGUGCAGAUCUUCCUUGAGAAGAGGCUUGUGUUGAGGUUAGUUUGAGUUUGAUCCAUGAUCAAUGGGGACUGGAUGAUCCCCUGCAGGAAUCAGCUACCAGGGCUCCCUGCACCCAGGUUUCAAGCUAAAACGAAGGCAGCUCUUUUGUACUUGUUUAAUGUACAGCUCCUACAACGGAACAGGCAUUCAGCCUGCCCAGAGCACCACUGCACAUAGCCCUUUGGCCAGGCUCUUUCAUGCUCUUAGGAGAUCUCAGUGUUAGAGGGAGCUGGUUUCUCUCUGGUGUUAUUGCUUAAAGGUUCUGUAAUUCUGUGUUGCUGGUUGGUUUGAUCUUUGACAUGAGGGUGUGAGGGAAGACGUGGACUAGGAGCCGGCAGAGGAGGUAUGUGGGCUUCGCACGGCAGAGAUCCUUGUUAGCUCUCAGUGAGAGGGAAGCAGUUUAGCACAGUCUCACUGACCUCUCCUGGCAGCCAUAGCUGCAGAGGCACUUUGAGUGGGGCCGUAUGUCAGUAGGGCAAGAGAGAGCUGUUCCCAGUGUCCAUGUCAGUCCCUGCCUGCGUUUUAUCUGGGAGGGAUCUGACGGGCGGGGAAGUGUAGAGUAAGGGAGGACAGCACCUGAGGAAUAUUCUCCUCCUCUCUUUCAGUGUUGGUCUCCUAUAGAACCUAGCGCUCCCGGGCUCUUGGGCAUAGCUUGUGUGUUGAAUGACCAAACAGAUGAGUCUUGUCACUCUCUGGAGCGGGUCCUGACCUAGGCAGAGGUGCCUUGGAAUCUGAUUUGUUGCCUGUGAAUGGUUAACCCUGGAGCUGGGCUUAGGGCAGGACAGCCUUGCUCCCCCGCCCCCGUGUGUGAGCUGCUUAGCCCCCAGGAAUGAGGGUUUAGCUCAUUAGCUCCUUUCCCCACCACUCUCAUCCUGGCUCUUAGCGCCUCUCUUCAUUUGCCUUUGUGGGCAGGCCCCUUCUGGUGUGUCCUCCCUGGAGUUGUUGGUCCCCCCCAAGUGUCCUCCCCCAGGCGGCAGCUAAUCUUGAAUGUGAAAUCUUGGGCUCUUCGCUCUGUCAAGGGGGUUAGUUGUUCACAGCCUCACCAGCACUGCAGCCCCGACUGCUGCGUGGCCAGCUUAGUGUGCUCUCUGCAGUCAGCCAGUCUGCAGCUGCUCGGUUAGAAACUCUCAGGGCUUUCCCUCCCCGGGCUCCUUGCACUCUGGCCCCCGUUUGCUGCCCACUGAUCUUUCUAUUUCGUGGAGAAUGGGUCCCUCUCAGCAUGUUGCCAUUGUGGCUAACUGGCCCCUCGGAGUUACUCUGUGGUGGUCACCUGUAACUCUCUGGAGUGGCCAUUAGCCACUUUGGAGCCUUAUUCUUUGUGGUUUUCUGUCUCUCUCCCGUCAGUACAAACCCGCAGAUUCUCUUUGGCCAAAGCACCCAGCUAGCUGCUUUUUGAACCAUCCUUCAAGGGUUGUCCCAGCCCUGUCCAACUCCUCCCCUGCUCUUCUGGCCUGGAGGACAGGCAAAGAGGGUGGCCCUGCUGCCCAUGUCAGAGGUGCUCCAGGUGGUUGGCUGGAGCCCCCCAGAGAGCAGCAGCCCCACUUCCAGUUAGCAUCAGUGAUCGGCUGCCUGUGUGCAGGGGAAGGAAUUCUCUGUGGAACGAUCACCAGUUAGCAAACGCAAGGGAAUCCAAGAUUGUGAAAUUGUGGCCCUCUCCGUGGAGGAAGGCCAUAGCCCCUCUGUUGUGUCCUCUAAAGAGAGAAAUUGUAUGUUCCCCACCUGGGCUCAGGCCCAGGGGCGUCUGCAGAGCUGAGGCACUUCUGCCUUCACACUGUCCUAGCUAGGACCAGUGACAGGCUGUCUCAUCGUAGGCCACCACUCGAGCCUUGGCAGUGGCCUGCUUCAGUCCCCUUGGCCCCCUUCCACACACCUCAGCUGGGGUCAGAAAUCUGUCAGUGGAGACGAGUUUUGAUUCCAGGCUAGGGUGGCAGGACUAAAGGGGUGCGCAUUGGCGCGUGCCCCCAGCGAAGUAAGCUGGCGGGGGUCUCCAGUACGGCACUGCUCCCCCGCUGAGAGGCCACUGUUAUUGAGCCGCUAUUUACAUGUAUCUUGUUUCUGGGCCAGGAGCGGUAGCUGGUUCUCUAGGGAUGGGGGCGGGGAAAGGAUUAUCUGUGUGCAGAAUUCCCCAGCCAUGAUCUCCAGCUGCCAAUAAACAGACGUAAAACAGCCGCCCCAUGGGAGCCAAAGGGAAUUAAAUCAGCUCAGUUUAAAGACUGACAUCUAGGGUCACUGGAGCAGGCGGGGGUCUGAGUCCCUAGUCUGUCUAGGACGCUGCACCUCCCCAGACCCCAGGCUGGACAGUACUCCACAGCAAGCUGUCUGUCUCUCUCUGCUCUCCGAGCCCUGCAUAGACUCCACCCACCGUUCCUGCCCAGUGGCAACGGGACUGGGGGCUGCUCAGUUUCAGACGCUGUGUCCAGAUGGGGCCCAGCCCCUCAGGAACUAGCUGUUUCUCUAGCCUGUUCCCCUUGAUGCCAGGAGCCUGUUUUCUGUUCUGUGCACUCCCCAGAUCCCCCUUGCAGUGCCUCUCCUGAGCCUUUGGGCGCUUGCUCAGAGAGGUUUCCCUACGUUGUCUGAGAAACGAGGUGUCUAGUGAGGAGGCUGGAGACUACACGUUCCUGUAGACGGAGCAGCUGACUGGCUGUGCGCAGGAGCCAGCCUGACUCUUGGUACUGCCGUGCUCGAGCCCUGGGAGGGGCCACCAAGGCCAUGGCUGCAGCAGGGGGAGGUGAGCUCUCCCCUGGUUUGGGAAGUACUAGCUUUGUCGUCAGUGGCACUGCUAGGCUGGUCCCUCCACAGCAAGCUCCAGGGAUUUAGAGCGCAGCUGCCUUUGCGGGGGUGAGCGGUCAGGCAGUAAGGGGACCUGGGCCCCAGAGGCUAUCAAAGGCCUAAAGCCCUAGCAGGGACCCCCAGAAGUUCGAAAGGCAUCUCUGGCACAUACUGUACAUUGGCAUCUGCUGUGGGUUCUGUUCAAGAUUCAGUCUGGUGGCUGGGGUGGAACCCAAAGCCAGCUCCAUACAGUGCUUGUGGCAGGAGAGACCAAGGUGCUGUGCUGGAGCUGGCUGGCUGGCUCUCCCGCCCUGUGGAGAGGUGUUGGGAUGAGUUUUUAGCCAAGGUUCAAAGGCUAAAGUGUGGUGGCUCCAGCAGGCAAUUCUGCCAUGCUGCCCUGGUGUGGGGGCGCUGCUGAUCCCUGUGUGACACGCAGGGUGUUGGGGGAUGCUCGCGUUACCACUGCUGCA
Messenger RNA from Mauremys reevesii (Reeves's turtle), 5217 nucleotides. It is a transcript of the gene TRAF2, whose product is annotated as TNF receptor associated factor 2. Gene Ontology annotation, biological process: protein autoubiquitination; regulation of apoptotic process; positive regulation of canonical NF-kappaB signal transduction. The transcript has 11 exons. Gene Ontology annotation, cellular component: plasma membrane signaling receptor complex; cytosol; cytoplasmic side of plasma membrane. Bases 76 to 1740 code for a protein of 554 amino acids. The record is from RefSeq and is a predicted model, not a curated record. Lineage: Eukaryota; Metazoa; Chordata; Testudines; Geoemydidae. Gene Ontology annotation, molecular function: ubiquitin-protein transferase activity; zinc ion binding; ubiquitin protein ligase binding.